Molecule: messenger RNA, 1664 nt
Organism: Diospyros lotus (date-plum)
Lineage: Eukaryota; Viridiplantae; Streptophyta; Magnoliopsida; Ericales; Ebenaceae
Product: RNA-directed DNA methylation 4
Exons: 10
Coding region: 161-1273 (370 amino acids)
Source: RefSeq, a predicted model, not a curated record
UGCGUGCAGUCGGAGCAAGGAGCGGUCCUCUCUCUCUUCUCUCUCUCUCUCUCUCUCUCUCAGUCGGAGCAAGGAGCGGUCCUGUCUAUCUCUCUUGCUUACACGCGAGCAUUUCCUUUGAAACGAAACAAUUCUAAACCCUAAUUUAGCUGUACCAGCGAUGACUGACGCAGGCUCGAGCUCUUCGGCUCCAUCGAAGAACGAAAGGCCCAUAAUUGUUAGGGUUAAACGAAAAGCUCACCAGUCUCCACUUGAAGCCUUCUGGCUUGAAAUCAACGAGAGGCCAUUGAAGCGGCCGCUUAUAGACUUUCAGAAGCUCUCGAUUUCUGAUUCUCCUGCAAAAGUCAAGGAAUUGAAGACUAGAAAGGUCUUUGUGCAACAUGUUGAGACAGUAAGCAGCUCAGAGGUCACCAGUGAUGUUUUUCUAUCUUUUAGGCCUAAAUCUGCUGAUGGAUUUAGCAGUAAGGGCAAAAAUGGGGAACAAAGGUGCAUGUUUAAGAAUGAAAGUAAACAAGAUCAGUUGCUGGUUAAAGCCAAACAAAAGCAAGAGGUUCUAUCAAAAAAUGCUCGUUUUGAACAAAUAUGGAGGAGCAGAACAGGGAAAAGAGAAGCAGUGCAUGAUAGUGUUCUUCAUGAAAUGUGUCGUCUCUAUGAUGUUGUUCGUAUUGAUGCUGAGGAAAAAGCUGAUAAUGGACAACAACAGGAGUCUAGUGACUUGGAAGAUCACAGGAUUAUGUCUAGUUAUCUUCCAUUAUUAAGAGAAUUCAUCCCAAGUGCUGCUGCAGAAAUUGAGUCUAAUAUUCAUGAUUACCUGUCCGAUCGAGCAUCGAAUGAUUGCUAUGUCUAUGAUUUUUAUGCCAUGAAGGAUGACGUCAAAAUAACAGAAGAUGCUUCGAACUCAUUUUUUCCUUUGGUGCAGGUGGAUGAAGAUGAUGAGUUCUAUGAUGGGCCGGCUGACUCCGAGUACGAAACUGAUGAUUCUAAUGCCGAAGAUAAUCCUAUGAACGAUUAUCCUGACGAGGAGACAUCGGAGAAUGUAGAAACAUCAGAAGAUGAUGAGGAAAGCAAAAGUAAAACCUCCUGUGAUGAAUCUGAAGAGAUUGAUGAUCGUGCAAGUGCUUGUGAAUCCUCCGAUCCUGAAGAUAAAGAAAACUGGUCAGAUCAUGCAGGUUCCAUGUAUGAAGAUGACAUUUAUGGCGAUGAUUUUGAAGACGGUGAUGUUUAUUAUGAUGAGGAAUAUAAUGAGGGUGAUGAUGAUGCUAUCGUUGUUUAAGUCCUUGACCAGGAUGUUGUUUUACGCCAAAAUUGGGCUUGAACUUGUGAGUAGGUAAUCAAGGGUUAUGUUGAUUGGUGAGCAGCAGCUAAUUUCCAUGAAACUAAUUCUUGUACAUAAUUCUUUCAAGACAACUUUAGAUAAAUCCUGCAUUUUGGAAAUGCCCGCCUCCUUAAAAGACGACACAUUCGCAUAUAUUCAAGGUUUAAUACUGUAGGAGUUGGAUAGUGCUAGUUGGUGGCUGGCUAAUGCUAUUUUUGGAAGUUUCACUUUUCUGAUUGGAGCGGAAUUUCAGUGUCAAUCUCUCUCUCUCUCUCUCUCAGUAAGUGAAGUGACCAGAGAAAUUUUUUUUUUUAAUUUAUUUGGGUACGUGGGAAACCUUUUUUCAGUA